This is a messenger RNA of Synchiropus splendidus (mandarinfish), 1354 nucleotides long. Its product is annotated as galectin-9-like. The record is from RefSeq and is a predicted model, not a curated record. The transcript is spliced from 8 exons. Gene Ontology annotation, cellular component: cytosol; nucleus. Gene Ontology annotation, biological process: negative regulation of type II interferon production; negative regulation of CD4-positive, alpha-beta T cell proliferation; positive regulation of gene expression. The coding region runs from base 107 to 1219 and encodes 370 amino acids. NCBI's taxonomy places the organism in Eukaryota, Metazoa, Chordata, Actinopteri, Syngnathiformes, Callionymidae. Gene Ontology annotation, molecular function: carbohydrate binding; galactoside binding.
CCAGUGACGUCACGUAGCACUUCCCGCUGCUGAGAAAUCGAAACUUAAGAGGAAUAGAAAACACCCCUGGUCGUCACUCGCUACGGCUCCGUUACACUCAAAGAUCAUGGCUUUUCCGCAGCAGCAGCAGCACCCGUUUUACAACCCGAAAAUUCCUUUUACUGGCUCUAUCUUUGGUGGCCUGCAAGAGAGCAAGUCCAUCACCAUCAAUGGGCAUGUCAGUGCCUUUGCCAAGAGGUUCCAUGUGAACUUGCAGUGUGGUGCCAGCAACAAGGCAGAUGUUGCUCUUCAUUUCAACCCUCGAUAUGACAGUUUCUUUCAAGUUGUGGUGGCCAACACCAUGCAGAAUGGCAGUUGGGGGAAGGAGGAGAGGAAAAACGAAUGCCCCAUAGCCACUGGCUCCACCUUCUCUCUCAUCAUUACAGUCACCCGAAACUGCUUUCAGCUGAAUAUCAAUGGCUCUCACUUCAUGGACUACAAUCAUCGUAUACCAUUUCAGCGGGUGGACACCAUCUGCAUAGCUGGGACUGUAGAGAUUUCCUCCAUCAGUUUCCAGAACGCUGUGUGUCCUAGCCAGCCUGGAUAUCCUGGUCCGCCUGUGUACCCAGGACAUCCAGUGUGCCCAGGUCCACCUAUGUACCCAGGAUUCCCAUCCUGUCCACCAUUCCCAUCUCAGCCAGGGUUCCCACCUCAACCAGGAUUCCCCGCUCAACCAGGAUUCCCCGCUCAACCAGGAUUCCCCAUUCAACCCGGAUUCCCCACACAACCAGGAUUCCCCACUCAACCUGGAUUCCCCACUCAUCCAGGAUGUCCAGUGCCCAUGCCUACUGUUCCGUAUCACAGUGGCAUCAGUGGUGGACUUCACAAUGGCCGGACUAUCUCCAUCCAGGGCACAGUUCACCCUAAUGCUGAGAGGUUCACUGUGAAUCUUAGUCACAAUGCUGGUAUUGCCCUGCAUUACAAUCCACGAUUCAAUGAGAAAACUGUGGUUCGAAACACCAUGAAGCAAGGACAGUGGGGGCCUGAGGAACGUGACGGACCCAUGCCCUUUCACAAGGGGCAGCCUUUUACGCUGGUCAUCAUAUGCGAGAACAACUCCUUCAGGGUCGUUGCUAAUGGAAAUCACACUCACACCUACAGACAUCGCUUCAAUCGCCUGCAUCAGAUCACCACCCUGGAAAUCAAUGGGGACAUCAGCCUGACUUCUGUCACAGUGUAGAGAUGCACAAUGCAUCCAAUGUGUCACAAAAUGCUUCACAUCAGUACUUCAAAUCCUGUUUGUAUUGAUGAUCUUUGCAAUUGUGUUUACACAUACAUACAACAAUAUGAAUAAAGCCAUUGAGAUGAACUCAGA